Hipposideros armiger (great roundleaf bat) is the source of this 3619-nucleotide messenger RNA. RefSeq names its product acyl-CoA synthetase long chain family member 3 (gene ACSL3). Bases 315 to 1952 code for a protein of 545 amino acids. NCBI's taxonomy places the organism in Eukaryota, Metazoa, Chordata, Mammalia, Chiroptera, Hipposideridae. Gene Ontology annotation, molecular function: long-chain fatty acid-CoA ligase activity. The record is from RefSeq and is a predicted model, not a curated record. Gene Ontology annotation, cellular component: plasma membrane; endoplasmic reticulum; lipid droplet. Gene Ontology annotation, biological process: long-chain fatty-acyl-CoA metabolic process; neuron differentiation; long-chain fatty acid metabolic process. The transcript has 11 exons.
AGCGCCGGCUGGGGGAGCGAGUCCCGGGCGGUUCGGCUCAACAGACGCUGGUCUGCCGGCGCCGGGGAGCUGCGCUGCAGUUGUCGCCGCGUCCGGGGCUGGGACGAGGCGGCGGCGGCAGCGGCGGACAGGGCAGCAGGCGGUUGCCCCCUCGCAGUGCGGCCGCGGCGGCUGCGCCAGAGUCUUCAGGAAGCGGCGCGGGUCGUGAAUGCUCUGGGGUGCAGCCAGGCCUGCGUGGGCCCGAGGCCGCAGGAACCGGAGCCCCGGCGUCGCGAUUCUUACGGAGAUCUGUUAAUUCUACUUUUCGAGCACUUAUGAAUAACCACGUAUCUUCAAAACCAUCGACCAUGAAGCUAAAACAGACCAUCAACCCCAUUCUUUUAUAUUUCCUACAUUUUAUAAUAUCACUUUAUACUAUUUUAACAUACAUUCCAUAUUAUUUUUUGUCUGAGUCAAGACAAGAAAAAUCAAACCAAAUUAAAGCAAAGCCUGUUCGUUCAGAACCUGAGUCUGCAUACAGGUCUGUUAACUGUUUGGACGGCUUGGCCUCUGUAUUAUACCCUGGAUGUGAUACACUAGAUAAAGUUUUUAUGUAUGCGAAAAACAAAUUUAAGGACAAAAGACUCUUGGGAACACGCGAAGUUUUAAAUGAGGAAGAUGAAGUGCAACCAAAUGGAAAAAUUUUUAAAAAGGUGAUUCUUGGACACUACAAUUGGCUCUCCUAUGAAGAUGUCUUUGUUAGAGCGUUUAAUUUUGGAAACGGCUUACAGAUGUUGGGUCAGAGACCGAAGACCAACAUUGCCAUCUUCUGUGAGACCAGGGCCGAGUGGAUGGUUGCUGCACAGGCGUGCUUUAUGUAUAAUUUUCAGCUUGUUACCUUAUAUGCGACUCUAGGAGGUCCAGCAAUUGUUCAUGGAUUAAAUGAAACAGAGGUGACCAACAUCAUUACUAGUAAAGAACUCUUACAAACAAAGUUGAAGGAUAUCGUUUCUCUAGUCCCCCGCCUGCGGCACAUCAUAACCGUUGAUGGUAAGCCACCAACCUGGUCCGAGUUCCCCAAGGGCGUCAUUGUGCACACCAUGGCCGCCGUGCAGGCCCUGGGGGCGAAGGCCAGCACGGAAAACAAACCUCCUAGCCAACCAGCCCCCUUAGAUAUCGCGGUAAUCAUGUACACGAGUGGAUCCACAGGGUUGCCCAAGGGGGUCAUGAUCUCCCACAGUAACAUCAUUGCUGGUAUAACUGGGAUGGCAGAGAGGAUCCCACGGCUGGGGUAUGUCAUGGGAGAGAAGUACGGGGGAAACCUCAUUUUUAAACCAACAGAGAUCAUGGAUCGGAUCUACAAAAAUGUCAUGAAUAAAGUGAAUGAAAUGAGUAGUUUUCAACGUAAUCUGUUUAUUCUUGCGUAUAAUUACAAAAUGGAACAGAUUUCAAAAGGGCGUAGUACUCCACUGUGUGACAGGUUCAUUUUCCGGAAAGUUCGAAGCUUGCUAGGUGGAAAUAUACGGCUUUUAUUGUGUGGAGGUGCUCCGCUUUCAGCAACCACACAGCGAUUCAUGAAUAUCUGUUUUUGCUGCCCCGUUGGUCAGGGCUAUGGACUCACAGAAUCUGCGGGGGCUGGGACAAUCACAGAAGGUUAUUUUCAUUCUUAUGUCAUUGGAUUUGUUGUGCCAAAUCAAAAGGAACUAACAGAACUAGCUCGAAAGAAAGGACUUAAAGGGACUUGGGAGGAGCUGUGUAACAGUUGUGAAAUGGAAAACGAGGUACUUAAAGUGCUUUCUGAAGCUGCUAUUUCAGCAAGUCUGGAAAAGUUUGAAAUUCCAAUGAAAAUUCGUUUGAGCCCUGAACCUUGGACCCCUGAAACUGGUCUGGUGACAGAUGCCUUCAAGCUGAAACGCAAAGAGCUUAAAACACAUUACCAGGCGGACAUUGAGCGGAUGUACGGAAGAAAAUGAUUCUCUUUCGGCACCAGCUUGCUACAGGGAGCUCAGAUCAAAUAGGAAAAUACUUGAAAUGCAUGUCUCAAACUGUGAGGCAAACUCCAUUCCUCAUAUUAAACCUAAACUGUUCUUUCUCGUGACAUCACCGUUUUUAACUGACAGGAUGAGUAAAAUGUUAAGACAGCAAACUUGUGUCUGUCUCUUCUUUCUUCCCCUUUGUAAUUGGCUCCACCACCUAGGACUGCCCUUGUCAGCAUGAGGACUUUUCUGAAUCAUACUGAGGAACAGAGAUUUUGAAACCUCAAGUUUUUAAACAUGAUUUAUAUGUUCUGUAUAAUGUUCAGUUUGUAACUUUUUAAAGUUUGGAUGUAUAGAGGGAUAAAUAGGAAAUAUAAGAAUUGGUUAUUUGGGGGGCUUUUUUACUUACAGUAUUUAAAAAUGCAAGGGUAUGGAUGUGAAAUUAUGUAAAUUUCAAAUGCUUAUGAAUCAAAUCAUUGUUGAACAAAACCUUUGUUGCUGUGUAAUUAUUGUCUUGUAUGCAUUUGAGAGAAAUAAAUAUACCCAUACUUAUGUUUUAAGGAAUUGAGACUUUGUGAAUAUAUGCUUGACAGCGUCUUCUUUAUAUAUUUAUUUUUAUUAGGAAAAAAAAAAGUUUGGUUGGUGCUGCAUGAAACAAAAUAGCAGGAGAGGGUUUUAUGGCAUAAUAACAAGGAAGAAAACACAGCCAGUGUAGCACCAGUGGAUAAUUAAUCUCUGCUAGCUUCCCAUCAAAGUAUUUAGUCUGGUUAGCUAUUGAAACCAGGAGAAUACCUAAACUUUUAGAAUUGGAAGCAAUUCACUCUAAAAGUUAGACAGGGUAGAACUUAAAAAACAAAGGAUAGAAAGUUACUCUUCAUUUCAUUGACCAUAUGAGUUGUCUAUAUUUAUGACACGUUAAUAAUGGAAAUUUAUUCUAUCCUACUUUAGUCUAGAUGUUUAAUCUAUUUCACUUCAAAAUUAGGAUUCUCUUUUGAUAGUUUGCGCUGGUGUGUGUGUGUGCGCGCGUGUGUGUCAGUGUCUAUUGGUAGCUUAUUAAAAAGCACCUUACCCUUCCUUUCUGCCAUAACCUUUUUACCCUAGAAAAUGAAAUAAUUCAGAAUGCUUCAAAUAAUACUAUUGUUACUAAUUUACAUGAGAGCUUAAUGAGGUGAGUUAAGAUUUAAUUUGUAGGGGUUUAUGUCAGUGUGCAAGUUACUUGUGAUUCUAAAAACACUGCUUGUAAGAUACAUAGUGUCUUUUCUUAUGUAUGGCUUGUCUAUUAUUUGAGCAGUAGUAAUAUUGCACCAAUUAAGAUGUGUUCAAAUCAAAACUUUAAAAAGUCAUAAGUACCAUGUUUCUUAUGUCAGUUGUUCUCUUGAUCUCAUUUACUUUUAGGCAUCAAAAGGCAAAAGAAACAUAGGAAAGAUGUGCACGGAUCUGUCUAGGAUGGAGGGAGUAUUGAGGACCUGGGGCCCCGUACGUAGCUUUUGGUCAUAUCACAAACACAUCAUUCUUGGAGCUACUGCAAUAUGGUGUUUUGUUUUGAACUUGACUUGUAUUCUUGUAUAUUUGUAUUAUGUUUUGAAUGUUUUUUCUCCUUGUCAUAGUUUAUUAUAAAGUUUGGAAAAACUGCCAAGAAGUUAAAAUAAAGGAAUUAAAUGGUA